Molecule: messenger RNA, 1257 nt
Organism: Apiotrichum porosum
Lineage: Eukaryota; Fungi; Basidiomycota; Tremellomycetes; Trichosporonales; Trichosporonaceae
Exons: 1
Coding region: 1-1257 (418 amino acids)
Source: RefSeq, a predicted model, not a curated record
AUGAGUACCCGCACCAUCGCACCACGACACACCCCAGUCCACCGUCACUCCCCGGCACCAUCCAUCCCGCCACCCAACCUCAUCGCCGCAUCCCCUCGUUCUAGCACCCCCACUCGCGUCCACGCUCCGCGCACACGUCAGGCCCCCAUGUCUCCCGCACCCGCACCCGCAGACUCAGAGCCACGGUCCAACACGUCCACCCCAUUGGGCCGUAAGCGCAACCAUGGACGCAAGCGCGGCGACUCGCGCAAGCCCCAGACCCCGCGCGACGAAACUCCCGUAGGCUCUGAAGUCGACACCCCCGCCGGCGACACUGAGGAGGACUCGGAGGAGCUCUUCCAGCUCCUCGGUGUUGACGGCAGCGCCGAGCCCGUGUCCCAGCACUACGAAAAGGGCCUGCUCCGUCUCUCCAAGGAGGGCAUGGACGCUGCUACCAACAAGAACAAGAAGGUGCGCGCCCGCUCAAAGAACAAGUCUCGCACCGACACUCCCGUCGAUCACAACGAGAGCUCGGACCCCGAGCAGACAAGGAAGGCUGGCGCUGGGCCCAACACGCCCAACACCAAGCCGCGCCGCACUCGCGGUGGCAAGAAGGCCGACGUGGGCCCCCUCGACUCGUCGCCCGAUGCCAUGGACGUGUCUGCGCUUAGCCGUUCGCUGCCCGCGAGUUUCUUUGCGGAGAACAAGCCGAAGAAGGACGAUCAGUCCUCCGUUUGGGAAAUGCCGACCGACAGCCCUGUUGGUGCUCAGGCCCUCAACUGGCAGCAGCAGCUGCAAAACGAGGACACUCCGUCCAAGCGCUCCAACCGCUCGAACAAUAAUCAGUCGGAAGGUCGCCGCCGUGGUGGCAAGCAGGGCGCUGCUGCAGCCCCUCCUCCCCGCCCGACGCACGAUCGCCGCCAGUCGCUCGACCAUGUGCCGGUCUCCAACCUCACCAAGAUGAUGGCCGCGGCCGUUACUCCUGCGUCCGCUCCUGCGGCGCACGCACCCGUGUCCGCUUUCGAUCAGUACAUCCCGUUCCACACGGGCUUCAAUGUGCACCGCGCGCCUCAGACGCCCGUGCGUACUGCCGCGUCGCGCGGCUCGCCGGCCCCCGCUGGUCUCCCCGGUGUCAUCUCGCUGCCCAUUGUGGGCGAUUUCCCCCGCCUCAACAAGGCCGGUGGUAUGCCCCUCGGUGGCCCCAAGUACGCUGGCCCGACGUUCCACAACUCGCCAGCCUCGGGUUCUCUCCCGAAGCCCGAUCUCGACGACUUUUAA